Molecule: messenger RNA, 2586 nt
Organism: Closterium sp. NIES-65
Lineage: Eukaryota; Viridiplantae; Streptophyta; Zygnematophyceae; Desmidiales; Closteriaceae
Source: the annotation of a GenBank genome assembly
AUGGAGACGUACCACGACGCGCGCAUCCAGUUCGUCGGGAAAGUCAGCGACCUCGCCUUCUCCCCGCAGGUAACGCUUUUUUUUUUCUCUCUCUCUCUCUCUCUCUCCCACACAGGCCAGGACUUCCCUACCCCUCCCCUUCCCGCCACCCCUCCCUUCCACCUCCCAGCUUCCCCCGUAUCCCCUCUCUAUAGCCCUCGUCUCAGCCACCCGCGCCUUCUUUCAUGCUCUGUUCGCUUGCGUUUCCCCUCCUCCCCCUUUUCCCCCUCGUCCCCUCCAUCCUCCCCGCCACACGCGCCGCAGAACGCGGAGGCGUUCUUUUCGUUGGGCGCCAUGCAGCUGCUCCUGCCGCUCAUGCAUGACGUCAUGUCGUCCGUGCGAUCCGCCGCGAUUCUCUCGUUGGGCCGCCUCGCCAACGUGUCGGACACGUGGGCCAAUGACAUCGUCGAUCGCAACAUACUCCCCGACCUCUGCAAGGCUCUCGCCGCAAAGCACCGUUCUCUCGUUGCUUCCCUCCACUCUUUCUCCUCUGUCUCUCACCACCCUCGCUUCCCCGUCUCCUCCUUCCCGUCUCCCCCCUCACCCGCGUCUUCCCCCCUCACGUGCGUCUUCCCCCUCACCCCGCUGUCCCUCGUUCACCCCCUUCCACUCGUCAGCGGCAACAACCGGCACCACAAGCGCGCCGCCGCGUUCGCCGUCAAGGCCGUGGCGCGCCACGCUGGCGCUGAGCUGGCGGCGGUCGGCAGCAGCGGCCCGGGUAGCGUCCUGCCGGUCCUCGCGGAGUGCCUCACAGACGCGAUGCCGGCCGUGCGCGAAACGGCCGCGUGCGCUUUGGGCCACGUGGCGAAGCAGAGCCGCGAAGCGGCGACGCGCGUGAUAGAGACCGGCGCGGUGGCGACUUUAAUAGGGUCGCUACACGACGAGGAGGUAGCGCGAAUGGCGCUGUCGGUUCUAGGAGACAUCGCGCGGCACUCCGCGGAACACGCGACUAUUGUGGCGGACGGGGGGAGAGGGGAGGCGGACGGCGGGGCGGGCGCAGCGGAAGGCGGGGCGAUCGGGAGAAUCGUGGCGCUGCUGGGAUCGAAGGACGUGAAGAUGCGCCGCCAGGUGUGCGUGUGUCUAUCGCAAAUCGUGAAGCACUCCGAAGCUCUCGCCAUUCGCGUGGCGUGCGCGGAGGGCAUAUCGCGCCUCUUCCUCUGUCUGCACGACUCCGACCAAGCCCUCCGCCGCAACGCCGCCUUCGCCAUGCGCGAGAUUGCGCGCAAGUCGCCCGCCGCCGCGGACCGCCUCAUACACCUGGGCGCAAUCGGCCCCGUUAUAGACGCGGUUCUUACAGAGGAGGGCGGCGCGGGUUCCGCGCGCCUGGCGGUCGUGCAGGCGCUGGGGCACCUCGCGGGCGCGGGGGGGGAGGGCGCGCUGGCGAUAGUGGCGUCUGAGGGGGUCGCGCCGCUUAAAGAGCUGCUGAUUCAGCCUGACGUGGAGGAGAGCGUGCGCGGCGCGUGCGCGUGGGCGCUGAGUCAGAUCGGGCGGCAUAGCUCGGCGCAUGUGAAGGCCGUGGCGGAUUCUGGAGCGUUGAUUGACAUGGUGACGGUGGCGACCGUUGAUCUCGCACAUGCUGCUUCUGGUGCUAGCAACGCUGCUGGUGGCGCUGCUGCUGCUUCGCUGGCAGCAGUCGAGGCGCGCACGAGAAUAGUGAGGGCCUUAAAAGACCUAGUUAGUGGGGUGGGCGAGCUCGAGUCGCUAGACUCGCUGCUACAGUGGACCACUCUCCCCGAAGGGGUGCUAGAAGCGGUGCUUCUGCGAAUCUUCCACGUCCUUAAUAGCAGCAGCAACGCCUGCCGCUCCACCUUCGUCCAAUCGCGAGGCUUCGCGAAGCUGCAGAGGUUGCAUGAGGAGGCAGAGGCGAGAAGAGCGGCGGCUAACGCGGCGGGUGGAGAGGGAGGAGCGGGAGGAGCGGCUUGUGUGCAUAACGGGGUGGACUAUAACGCGGUUUACGACCAUAUCGCCAUGAUCAACACGUUCUUCCCGUUUGAGGUCUCUGUAACGUACCCGCCGGAGUACCAGCAGCGGCUACUGGAGAAGCUUACAGCGAGUAUGAACGCGGACUCGUCUGGGUCUGGGUCCCCCGGGAAGAAGGGCAAGGGGAAGCUUCCGCGUCUCAAGAUAGGCAAGGGGGGGUACCUCGUGGGGAAGGGCGGUUGGGAGGAGGCGGAGCUGUCGCCUGGGGAGAGCGAGGAGGAGGUGGGGAAGCGCCUGGGGAUGGCGGACCUGGUCGGGGGAAGGAAACCGCAUGGGAUGGCGGGGGAAGCGGGGGAGGCGGAGAGGAGUGGGGAAGGGGAGGCAGGGGAUGCGGUGGUGGUGGAAGAGAGGAGCGGGGAGAGCGGAGCUGUGUUGGCGGGUCAAGGAGGGGAGAGUGCGGAUUCAGGGGAGAGGAGAGGAGAGGCGUCGUCAGAAGCAGUCUCAGCAGGCAGCAGCAUGCUCCAGCAGGGGGCACGCUGUGAAGCACCUGGGGCUGAUGGUCUCUCUUUCCUCAACCCAAGAAGCUUCAGGCGGACCUGCGAUGCUGCUGCAGCAGGCAUGCUGUGA